Molecule: messenger RNA, 744 nt
Organism: Bipolaris maydis ATCC 48331
Lineage: Eukaryota; Fungi; Ascomycota; Dothideomycetes; Pleosporales; Pleosporaceae
Source: RefSeq, a predicted model, not a curated record
AUGGCUGCCACCGACUCCAAGCCCGCGCUGUCUACCCUCAAGACGCCCAUGUCGGCCACAUACCCCUCAGAGCUCCGCUCGCCCAUGGUCACUUCUGCUACCACGCCCAUCUUUGCCACUAUCAAACGGGAAGACUCGGACAUCAAGACGCCAAUCACUCCCCCAACAGCCUACCUCGAGUUCCUCAAGAACCUGUCGCCUGUUCUCUCGAGCCCCAUGUCCACUGGCACUAGCUGCAGGUUCGUCUUUGGAGAGAGCCGCCCCACUUCAGUCACCUCGUCGGCCUCGAGUGCCUCCUUUACAUCAACAUCGGCCCCAUCAGACAAGGACUCGCCAGCAACGUCAAGAUCAAACAGCUGCGGUAGCUGCGACACCUCAAAGGACGAAGCAAAAGAGCCAAUGUCUGCCCCGCCAACAAAGGUCCAAACCGUCACCAUCCCACCCCCAUCACCCUUUCGGCGGCAUUCAGCGCGGACACCCCGCCUCUACAUUCCCCAGUCACCCUACUCGCCUGCAGCGGUAAGGUCCCCUGCCAGCGCAAAGUCAAUCCAGUCACCCUACUCUGCCGUCUCAUCACCCAAGACAUGGGAGGCAGAUAAGAAGACUGGCCGGUCAAGGCGGGUCAGUGUGCGCGAAGUGGUGACGAGGACAGUGACUUACAGUCGCACCCCCGUCGACGCAAAAGCGCCACACUUUCCGCAAAUCGACCCCGCACCCCGCGGCAAGAGGAGAAAAGUCGAGUAG